Molecule: messenger RNA, 2196 nt
Organism: Petromyzon marinus (sea lamprey)
Lineage: Eukaryota; Metazoa; Chordata; Hyperoartia; Petromyzontiformes; Petromyzontidae
Source: RefSeq, a predicted model, not a curated record
ACACUCACUCACACUCACUCACAGAUACUCACACUCACUCACAGAUACUCACACUCACUCACAGAUACUCACACUCGCCUCCCCGGGUAUCGCGAUAUUCGUGCUCUUCUUAACCCCGAGUGCUUCGCUUGGAGAGGUGAGGGUCUGUGGGGGGCGGGGGGUCGCGAUGCCCGGUGCCUGCAACAACAACAACAAUAACAGCAACAACAGCAACAGCUGCGUCAACAGCCCGGUGAACGGCGCCUCCGCUGGGGGGCUGCUGGGGGCCCCCUCCCCACGGGAGGCGGCGAGCGAUGGGCACGCCGUGAAGCUCUUCGUGGGACAGAUCCCCAGGCACCUGGGCGAGGCGGAGCUGGGGCCGAUCUUCAGCGAGUUCGGAGCCAUCCGCGAGCUCAGCGUGCUCAAGGACAGAUACACGGGGCUGCACAAGGGGUGCGCCUUUCUCACAUACUGCUCAAGGGAAUCUGCAAUAAAAGCGCAAACCGCGCUGCAUGAACAGAAGACGCUACCUGGGAUGACUCGGCCCAUUCAGGUGAAGCCUGCAGACAGUGAGAGCAGAGGAGACAGGAAGCUGUUUGUGGGCAUGCUGGGUAAGCAGCAGGCCGAGGGGGAAGUUCGCCGCCUCUUCCAGCCCUUCGGGGUGCUGGAGGAGUGCACCGUUCUCAGGGGACCUGACGGGGUCAGCAAGGGCUGUGCGUUUGUCAAGUUCUCCUCUCACGCCGAGGCGCACACAGCCAUCGGAGCCCUGCACCUGAGCCAGACUAUGCCGGGCGCCUCCUCGAGCCUCGUGGUGAAGUUCGCCGACAGUGACCGCGAGCGCAGCGCCCGGCGCCUGCACCAACAGCUGGGGGCCGCCGGCGCGGUCGCCCUGCAGCUCACCGCCGCAGCACCACCGCCACCACCACCGGGGGCCGUCACUGCCGCGGCCGUCUUGGCGGCUUACGGGACGGCGGAGGCCUACGGGACGGUGUUCACGCACACGGCCGCCGCCCUGGCUCAGCAGCAGCAGCAGGUGGCGCUGAUGACGGGCCGUGGCUGCUGCAGGAGGGGGGGGCGGCCCCCCAGCGUUCCUGCAUGGGGUCACGACGCUCAACGGCCUAAUGGGCCCCCCCCCCCCGCGAUGGUGGUGAUGACCGUGCGUGCCCAUGUGUCCCAUUGCCCCCCGUGUCCCCCCCAACCCCCCACAGCCAUCCUCUGCCCCUGUCCCCUGGGUCGGGUGUCCCCCCCAGGGGCUCCGCCCCUGGCCGUGGGGGGGUUCGGGCUGGCCCCGUCCCUCGUCCCGCACCCUCCCGGAGACUCCGCCUGCAGCAGCUUCGCCUACACAGCAGCUAUGAGCCCCAUGGCCUCAGACUCUCUCCAGCAGGCCUACAGUGGGGUGCAACACUACACCGCCACGUACCCGGCCGCGUUCCAGGCUUUCACUCAGACGACAGCUGCGCUGCAGCAGCAACAGCAGCAACAGCGAGAAGGCCCCGAGGGAUGUAACCUCUUCAUCUACCACCUCCCACAAGAGCUGGGCGACAUGGAGCUCAUGAAGACGUUCUCCCCCUUCGGCAGCGUCAUCUCCUCCAAGGUCUUCCUCGACCGUGCCACCAAUCAGAGCAAGUGCUUCGGGUUCGUGAGUUUCGACAACUCUGGGAGUGCUCAGGCGGCCAUCCAGGCCAUGAAUGGCUUCCAGAUCGGCAUGAAGAGGCUGAAGGUGCAGCUGAAGAGGUCCAGAGACUCAAACCGCCCUUACUAAUAGUGGGGGGCUCUCGCCCCCCCACCCAACUCAGCCACACACACAGAGGAAGACGAAAUGAGUGUGCAUCAACACUCACUCUCAGUACGCAUCACUCUCACUCACGUAAAAAUCACACUCACACACACCAUAAUACUCUCACACACCAUCACAUUCUGGCACACACAAAGACAAAGAUACCUCGUAUAGCCUUUAACAGACUGUAGGGGCAAGUGCUGCUAGUGAGCACCUUUGAAGGCCGGCACAGCACACGAGGGGGUGGGUGACCAACACCACGCCCGACCGCCUUUGUCUCCCCAGUGGCGACAUUUACACACCCGCACUAGGUAUUUAUUUGAGGCUGAGUCGACCUACGGGAGGCCCAGGACCAGUUCACAUAAUCGUCACUGGUGUUGCCCGUGAGCGGGAAUCGAACCCAGGUCGCCAGGUUCGUAUCACAGUGCACUAACCGCUAC